Messenger RNA from Linum trigynum, 758 nucleotides. The record is from the annotation of a GenBank genome assembly. NCBI's taxonomy places the organism in Eukaryota, Viridiplantae, Streptophyta, Magnoliopsida, Malpighiales, Linaceae.
CAACCGACCCACUCACCCACCCACUCGCUCGCCCGCCCGUUAGGUCCUCUCUCUCCCACAAAAGUGGGUCACCCCAAGGGGCAUUGCCCUUAGGUGAGAGAAUCCAAUCUUUAUACCCAUUUGGUAGGAGUUCUCCCACCAAUGUGGUAUUCUUGCCUUAGGACAUAUAGCUUCCAAAGCCAUUGACAAGUUCAUUUCCAACAAUGUUCAACGCUGCUCGAGCCGAUGAAGAUGGAGGCAGUUUCGAAGAAGAAAUCGACGGAGAAGGUGAAGAAGAAAGGGUUGCCAUAGAUUGUACAAUCUCCAGAGGUGGAGAGGAAGAUGGCGAUGUCGGAUUGGAAGCGGAGAUGACGUCGACCUUUGAAGCCAACUGUCGGGUGGUCUAUUUGUCAUCGAAGGAGUGCAACGGUGCAACAAUCCGCUUUUUUCUCGCAAACCCUUGCUUGGCUACUUGCGGCCUCACAGAGAAUCAAAGGUGCACGCGGUUGGGCUUGGUUGUCUGGGCCAAGUGGGUCGCGCAGUCGGGGAGAGUUGAGCCGACUACUCAAAGAGGAUUUGGACCCCAAAUGGGCGGCCUGGUCGGCACUCUCUUGUUUGGGGUGAACUCAUCGGCGAGAUGAAAAAAUCUCGAUGGUGUGGGUAAGGAAGAAUGAUUGAAUGAUGGCUUAAGUCAGUAGAUGCAGAGCUGCCCCAUCCAAUUGGGAUACUGAACAGACAAAGGGAGUCGUGAGGAGGGAAAAUAAAGACUUGUGGCAAGA